Messenger RNA from Chionomys nivalis (European snow vole), 1083 nucleotides. It is a transcript of the gene Ccr8, whose product is annotated as C-C motif chemokine receptor 8. Gene Ontology annotation, cellular component: membrane. The coding region runs from base 1 to 1083 and encodes 360 amino acids. Gene Ontology annotation, molecular function: C-C chemokine receptor activity. Gene Ontology annotation, biological process: immune response; positive regulation of cytosolic calcium ion concentration; chemotaxis. Lineage: Eukaryota; Metazoa; Chordata; Mammalia; Rodentia; Cricetidae. The record is from RefSeq and is a predicted model, not a curated record. The transcript has a single exon.
AUGGAUUACACGCUGGAGCCCAAUGUGACGGACUACUACUCUGACGGCUUCGCCAUGCCCUGUGACACGGAGCUCAUCCUCAGGGGCAGCAGGUUGCCACUUGCCCUCUUCUACUGCAUCUUGUUUGUACUGGGCCUUCUGGGAAACAGCCUGGUCAUCCUGGUCCUUGUGGCCUGCAAGAAGCUGAGGAGUAUCACGGACAUCUACCUCCUGAACCUGGCCAUUUCAGACCUGCUCUUUGUCUUCUCGUUCCCGUUCCAGACUCACUACCUGCUGGACCAGUGGGUGUUUGGGACUGUCAUGUGUAAAGUGGUCUCCGGCUUUUACUAUAUGGGCUUUUUCAGCAGCAUGUUCUUCAUCACCCUCAUGAGCGUGGACAGGUACCUGGCUAUUGUCCACGCUGUCUAUGCCCUCAAAGUGAGGACGGCCCGAGUGGGCAUGGCCCUGAGCCUGGUGGUGUGGCUGACGGCCGUCUUGGCCACCAUUCCGCUGCUGGUGUUUUAUCAAGUGGCUGCUGAGGAUGGUAUUCUACAGUGCUUCCCGUUUUACGACAACCAGUCUUUGAAGUGGAAGCUGUCUGCUCACUUUGAAGUGAACACCUUGGGCCUGCUGCUCCCCUUCACCAUCCUUCUCUUCUGCUACAUCAGGAUCCUGCAGCAGCUGCGGGGCUGCCAGAACCACAACCGGACCAGGGCCGUCAAGCUGGUGCUCACUGUAGUCAUCGCGUCUUUGCUCUUCUGGGUCCCCUUCAACGUAGUCCUCUUCCUCACGUCCCUGCACGACAUGCAUGUCUUGGAUGGAUGUGCCAUGAGCCAGAAUCUGGCUCUGGCUACCCAUGUCACGGAGGUCAUCUCUUUCACACACUGCUGUGUGAACCCUGUCAUCUAUGCUUUCAUAGGAGAGAAGUUCAAGAAAUACCUCGUGAACGUGUUUCCAAAAGGUUGCAGCCACCUCUUCCUCUACCUAGGGAAACAGAUGUCGGUGGGGGCGUGGGAUACGCGCUCUUCCAUAGGGAGACAGAUGCCUGCGGGGGCGUGGGAUACACGCUCUUCUCACUCCUCCACCCUGGACUACAUUUUGUAG